UUAUGAACAAAAUUUGAUCAAAUUUUAAUGUUGCUUCGACAUUUUCCGAUAGAUUAUCUUGAAAGGAUUUUUGAAAUUUGACAAAAACAAAAAAAAAUAACAAAAUAACAAAAAAAAAAAAAAAUAAGCAAGCAAGCAAAAUUGUUUUGGUCCGGUAUUAAAACGUUUACCGUUUCUUUUUUUUUUUUCGUUUGCGUGGAAUUCGUUGGUCAUCUGUGUGUAAUCUGUCCCUCGUGAGAAUACUCAACGCGGCAAAUUUUUUAGCGUCGAAAUAUAACCAACAAGAAAAUAUAAGCAAACUUUUCAAUGUGUCCAAACGUAAAUAUGUUAUGUUAGUGGUGUGAAGGCCUUUAACGAUGAGCUUCUCUAGCGAUGAAGUCAACUUUUUAGUCUACCGCUAUCUUCAAGAAUCCGGUUUCGUGCAUUCUGCAUAUACUUUUGGUAUAGAAUCCCAUAUAGCGCAGAGUAACAUUAAUGGUGCCCUGGUACCACCAGCAGCUCUUUUAUCUAUUUUACAAAAGGGAUUACAGUAUACGGAGGCAGAAAUUUCAAUUGGUGAAGACGGAACGGAACAAAGGAUGGUCGAGUCGUUGUCUCUCAUCGAUGCAGUCAUGCCAGAUAUUGUUGCAUCCAGACAGAAUCAGAUCAAUCAACAGAAACAACAGAUAAAAACCGAAGUUCAAGAUACUAAUGGAGAAGAAGUGGUGACAUCAAAUGAUGGUGUAGGAACAACCGAACGAGGUGCUGAUAGAAAUGAAAUGGAAGUGGACGAACAACAGCAAGGUACAGGGACCGGUGCUAAUGCUAGUGCUGUUGAAAUACCAGCUAGCAAGGCUACCAAGUUACGAGGGCACGAGUCUGAAGUUUUUAUAUGCGCUUGGAAUCCUACGACCGAUCUUUUGGCAUCUGGUUCUGGGGACAGCACUGCUCGUAUUUGGGACAUGUCUGACAAUUCUCAGGCUCCUAAUCAAUUGGUUCUUCGUCAUUGCAUUCAGAAAGGUGGAACUGAAGUACCAAGUAACAAGGAUGUUACUUCAUUAGAUUGGAAGUGCGAUGGUACGUUGUUAGCAACUGGAAGUUACGAUGGUUAUGCACGCAUUUGGACAACAGAUGGAAGAUUGGCUUCUACUCUGGGUCAACACAAAGGUCCCAUUUUUGCAUUGAAGUGGAACAAACGUGGAAAUUACAUUUUAAGUGCUGGUGUUGAUAAAACAACUAUUAUUUGGGAUGCCGAAAGUGGACAAUGUACUCAACAGUUCAGUUUUCAUUGUGCACCCGCAUUGGAUGUCGAUUGGCAAACUAAUACAUCAUUUGCUAGUUGUUCUACAGAUCAAUGCAUUCAUGUAUGCAGAUUGAAUGUAGAUAAACCUAUUAAGAGCUUCCAAGGUCAUACGAAUGAAGUAAAUGCUAUUAAAUGGGAUCCCCAAGGUAAUCUAUUGGCUAGUUGUUCGGACGAUAUGAGUUUGAAGAUAUGGUCUAUGAAACAAGAUACCUGGGUACACGAUCUUCAAGCUCAUAGUAAAGAAAUCUAUACUAUCAAGUGGUCACCGACUGGUCCAGGAACCCAUAAUCCAAAUAUGAACUUGACACUUGCUAGUGCAUCAUUUGAUUCGACUGUAAGAUUAUGGGACGUAGAAAGAGGAGCUUGUAUACAUACGCUCACUAAACAUACCGAGCCAGUAUACAGUGUUGCAUUUAGUCCAGAUGGCAAGUUCCUUGCUAGUGGAAGUUUUGACAAAUGUGUUCAUAUUUGGUCAACUCAGAGUGGAUUAUUAGUUCACAGUUACAAAGGUACCGGUGGAAUAUUUGAAGUAUGUUGGAAUAGCCGAGGUGAUAAAGUUGGUGCUUCAGCAUCAGAUGGCAGCGUAUUUGUUCUUGAUCUUCGUAAACUGUGAUCACGAACAACAUAAUAUUUAUGUUAUUAAUUAUUUC
Molecule: messenger RNA, 1932 nt
Organism: Polistes dominula (European paper wasp)
Lineage: Eukaryota; Metazoa; Arthropoda; Insecta; Hymenoptera; Vespidae
Product: F-box-like/WD repeat-containing protein TBL1XR1
Biological process (GO): regulation of transcription by RNA polymerase II
Cellular component (GO): histone deacetylase complex
Molecular function (GO): transcription corepressor activity; protein binding
Source: RefSeq, a predicted model, not a curated record